AUGGACGCUGGUAACAAAAACCAAGAGAGACAACACGACGAUGCACUUUCGGAAAACUUUGAUGACUUCAAAUAUGAGGAAGUUUUUCUUGAAGAUGAGUGGAGUUUAACCGAAGGCGAAGAAGACUUGGAAGCUACGGUAAAAGCCAUCCAGGACCGAGCACAGGCCAGCGCUCGAGCCCCUCAAAGACCCAACGCACGCGCCAACGCGCACCCAACACCGUCAGUAAUUGACUUCUUACGCAGCUUUCUGUUUGAAAAUGGCAUGUCGGAAACACUCGACAUUUUCGAAACGGAGUGGACCGAAAUGGCGCAAAAAGGGCUGGUGGCUGGCGAACGGGUCGAUGUGGUUCCAGACAUAUAUACUGAAAACCAGCGUUUGGAGAGAGAACUGAAAAACGCUCGAAGGGACAGAGAAGAUUACAGAAAGGCGGCAUCUGUUGCAGCUGAAACACUGGUUAAAGUCCAAAGAGCCAGAGACAACCGCCGUCUGCAUCACAUGCGUGUUGUCCAGGAAAAAAACAGGCUAAUCGCGGAGAUAAAAAAACUGAAAUCACAAUGUGACAGCUAUGGACCGGUGGUCAAACGGAUGAAUGAAAAGUACCAGACCGUCCUAAAGCAGGCCAUGAUGCUAGCUUUGGAGAUGGACAAAGCACACGUGGACAGCCGGUCAGAGCGUUUGGACUCUGUGGCCAUCGGUGGGGGCGAAAAGGUGGACAAAACACGCGUCCGAGAGACGGUGACCCAGCCCAGGCCUCCGGCGAGUCCAGGUCGCCCCGGGAGGCCCUCCAGAGUCCACUCAGUGAGAGCCAGCGCUCCCUGA
Molecule: messenger RNA, 822 nt
Organism: Menidia menidia (Atlantic silverside)
Lineage: Eukaryota; Metazoa; Chordata; Actinopteri; Atheriniformes; Atherinopsidae
Source: the annotation of a GenBank genome assembly